AUGGCAACGAUCAUUUUUUGUUGGAACGCCUUUAAUGCGUUGGCGGAUAUUGUCCUGCUUCUUGCCUUAUUACCUGAUUUCCUAAGUUCUUUUCGUCAAGGCUUCUACUCAAGUUUAUGUCUAAAUGCUGACCUUUACAAGAACCCAAGGUCGGGAAAGGCAAUAUUCACAUUUCACAUCAGCAAGAUGUGGGAAUUAUUGGACACCGUACUUUUGAUAUUGGAUGGUCGUAAAACGAAUCAUCUUCACGUGGCUCAUCACAUCGUUGUUUCCAUUUCGAUGAUCUGCGCUUAUCAGCGUAUCGGUGCUGUGGCUCGUUGGAUUGCUACCACCAAUCUUGCUGCUCAUUCCGCACUUUACUCUUACCUGGCAGCUCAAAGUUGUAUUUGGAAACGUCGUACAUGCAGCGCACGUGUAAUCAACGGAAUCCAGAUGGCACAGUUUCCCAUUUGCUUGUUUGGUCUUAUCAAAAUACGCCAAUUUAUAAAUGCCAGAAAGAAGUGGAUUGGAUUGUCCUACUCCCAACCAACAAUGUUUUCUCCAGCACUGUGA
Molecule: messenger RNA, 552 nt
Organism: Brugia malayi
Lineage: Eukaryota; Metazoa; Nematoda; Chromadorea; Rhabditida; Onchocercidae
Gene: Bma-elo-2.1
Exons: 2
Coding region: 1-552 (183 amino acids)
Biological process (GO): fatty acid elongation, polyunsaturated fatty acid; sphingolipid biosynthetic process; fatty acid elongation, monounsaturated fatty acid
Cellular component (GO): endoplasmic reticulum membrane
Molecular function (GO): fatty acid elongase activity
Source: RefSeq, a predicted model, not a curated record